Lolium perenne is the source of this 5255-nucleotide messenger RNA. Its product is annotated as two-component response regulator ARR10. NCBI's taxonomy places the organism in Eukaryota, Viridiplantae, Streptophyta, Magnoliopsida, Poales, Poaceae. The record is from RefSeq and is a predicted model, not a curated record. Gene Ontology annotation, biological process: phosphorelay signal transduction system; cytokinin-activated signaling pathway. Gene Ontology annotation, molecular function: DNA-binding transcription factor activity; DNA binding.
AAGCUAGUAGAAACAAAACUUCCUUUACAUGUGCCAGCUGAUUGCAUCAAUUAGCUCUAAAUUCCCUUUCUUGAUCUGAAGAAUCGUGAUGUUCUGCAGUCAUUUUCAGCUUUAUUGAUAUAAUGAGUUUUAUUCUCUGUGUUCAUGUGAAUAGUAUAAAAUUGGAAAAAAAUUCAAAAUAAAAACCAAACUUACAGAAAGCAUGUCCUUUUAUUAAUUACCCCUUUGUUCCUGUUAAAUCGACGCUAGCUCGCGGAGGUGUCCUCUUGAAUAGCUAAUUAGCUCGCAUCAAUUAAAACGGACUGGAGGAAAACUAAGUAAGCUUCAGCGUCGCGGGCAGCCGCGCCCGUGGUUGCCUUUUUUAUAUGAUUGUUUAAAAAUGCACUAAAUAUUCAGAUCUGAGCGUUUGUUCUGAAUGUUUCAAAUAUUUGUUGAAUAUUAUGCUUUCCUUGCUAUUAAAUGUAGGACAUUAGUACUUGAAUGCCGGAACCAAAUAUAUCUGUAGUUUUGACAUAGAAGUAAAACAAACACUGACUAUAGCCCAACCGGACACAGAUUCUUCUAAUACACACACAUGUACCUAUGCAUGAAUGUGGCAAGGAAACUACAAAGGUUGAAUUAAGUUGAAUACGGUAGUAUGCUUCAGUACAAUUUAUGCAGGGUGGAGAAUGGUGUUGGUAUUAAAUAUUAAUAUGAACUUGCACUAUUCUAUACAAAACUGGGCCACUUAUUUCAAAAGUUAUCCACACCAUAACUUGGAAUCUUUGAUUUGGACUAUGCAGGUCUCGGCCAACCAAAAUAACAAUGCAAAAUUAUUGGUAAUUCAUUGGACAUCGUUGAUUUGGAAUAUUAAAAAAAAAAACAUGAGAACAUAUGUUAAUAUAUUAACAAAUAUUGUAAUAUUAGCGGACGAGAGUUGGCGUUUCCAACAUAGAGUCAUCUCCUAGCGGAGCUGCAAAAUCUUUUGGUCCAUGCUAGUUGUAGCACCAAUGUGGUGGCAUGGUAUUCUUCUCGUUAAAUUUUCGUAUUUAAUGAGUACAACGUACAUGGUGCCCUUGAAAGGGGGAGAAAUUUAUCCCUCCCAUGUCUCGCAGCUCCUGCGAUGUCUACUCCUUUUGUUGCUUCCACAAUUGUUUUUAGAACUUGGUUUGUUCUGGUUUUUGUGUGCUGGAACCGUUUUAAAACUCGAUGGUGUAAAACUCUUGUUGGGUGCCCUAGAGCUUUAUAUAUAUAAAGCCAGGCAAUACCCUGCUAUCUGGGGAAAAAGUCAUUUGCAUCGUCAUCCUCGGUGGGGCUAUGUACCCUUCCUCCAGGUGCUCCCUCACCGACCACCUAUCUGUGUCCUACCAUCAUCAGCACCCCGUCCACCUUCCUCACGGGUGCCGACCUCAUUCUGCAUCGCCCGCACUCGCGUCGUCGCCUCAGCUCCCGGUGUCUGCACCGUCCCUUCGAUCAUGCUCACGAUGCAUCACAUCAGUUCGUGCUGCUGCUUGGUCUAGGUUGGGCCGCUGCAAGAUAAACAUGGGGAGAGAAAGUAUAAAACAAACUCAAGGUCUCUCUCUCUCUCCGAGAUGCUGGCCGUACAACGUAUAUUCAGUAUUUAGCAGUGUGUUAUUAAAAUGUCAUAUGAAUCCUAUGGACCCGCCAUAUUCUGAACCAAUGAAAACAAGGUACCAACCGAGAGCAUAUGCCGUCUGGAGCAACCUUGCAUUUUCUAGUGGUGUUUCACUCCGUACGGAGUUUUUGUCGUUUCUCAUUUUUCAUGCGCUACGUUGACUUCAUGCUAUCAUUUAUAUCACCGGGUAUGCCGUGGCACAUACCGUUUACUUAAGAAAGAUUGGAUUGAUCAUUUACCAAUACAAUUUAUCUGAUUCACCCGAAAAACCAACUUGGGAAUUAAGACAAUAUAUCUCUUCAUUUUAGCUUAUGUCCUGGCAAUACUCCCGGCAGUGAAUUAGUCAGAACUAAAACAUAAUGGGUUCCAACUGUUCGCUGCAUCUUGCUUGGCCUGAAGGUAUGGACACGUCCAUUAUCUUUGAUUUGGGAAGAAAUUUUCUACCAAACAUUUGUUUGGUAAGCUUAUGAACUUUACUGUUGACUUGGCAAUUUUCUACGGAUGGUUUUUUACAGGGAAGCACUUACGCAAUGACGUGGAGGUCAGGUGGAGCAAAUAUGGCCUAAAAUUCACGGGAGGUGAAAUUAUUUGUGCCAACCAAAAGGGCGUAAGUCUGAGGCUCUUAGCACUAUUGAUCUCAUGCCUCCUAAAACACUAGCUAAAAAAACGAAGGGGCAAGCCUUACCAAAAGUCCCAGAAACGUAAAACAAAAAAGGUAGGUGUAAUUUAAUUAGGCCCACUCAUCUCGCAUUGAUGAUGGUAGAUUGGAGGAAGGUCUGACCGUCUCUCUCUCUAUAUAUCUGCUGCCAUGAACGAACAGGAGCCCUCCGUUCUUCCUUAAAAAAAAAAACCAGGAGCCAUCCGUUGCAGCGCGCGGGUGAUCUCACUGCCGCUCCCAAUUUUUGGUUUGAUGCGAGAAACCAGCAGCCGUGCCCAAGGUUUCGGUGCCCCUAACGCAAACGGACACCAGAUGUUGAAUUGUAACGCUACAAAUUAGAAAUUAUGGAGUAGAAGAUUGGCGGCGGCACGGGGCGCGCGAGCGUGCGCCUUCCCUCUCGGGGACCGCAGUCCCAGCGCGAUUCCCCAGAGCACCCGGCCCUAUAAAUUGCGCUCCCCGCUCGUCCUGCAGACCAUCCAACUGUGUUCUCCGCUUUCUCUCCAGUAGACUGUUCUUCCUGCAACGAGGCAGCCAUUAGAGGAAGGUUGGAAAAGACUGGAAGGCAUGGCCAGCGGUGACCGAAGGCAUGGAAAGGAACCGGCAGCGGUGGAGGAGGACAACUUCCCAGAGGGGCUGCGCGUGCUCGCCGUCGACGACGACCGCGUCUGCCUCAGGGUCCUGGAGGCCGUUCUGCGCGAGUGCAAAUACAAGCCAACGGGGGUGAUGGACGGAAGGACGGCGCUGAAGCUGCUGAGGGAGAAAGGGGAGGAUCACUUUGACCUGGUGAUCACUGACGUGCACAUGCCGGACAUGGACGGCUUCCAGCUCCUCGAGCUCAUCGGCCUCGAGAUGGAUCUGCCAGUCAUCAUGCUAUCUGUGAAUGGAGAAAAGGCAACCAUGUACAAGGGGAUAAAGCAUGGGGCAUGUGACUAUAUUGUGAAACCCGCGGAUAUCAAGGAGAUCAGAAACAUAUGGCAGCAUGUUGUAAGGAAAAACCACGUUGCUGUGAUCCACAACAGAAGUGACAGUGAUGAUGCUGAUCAGAGGGUGGCACGACCAGUGAUUGGUAAGGGUGGCGCAAAGAGUAAGAAGUGCUCAAAGAAGAAGAGAAAUGAUGGAGAAGGCUCUGAUGAUGACAAGAGAGGAAGAAGGCGGAACACCUGGAAGAAACCAAGGGUGUCAUGGACCGGUGAGCUGCACAACAGGUUCCUGGAAGUUGUCUACCGACUCGGCGUCGACAGGGCGGUUCCAAAGGCGAUAUUAGAAAUGAUGAAUGUCCAUAACCUUAGUAGGGAGAACGUUGCGAGCCACCUACAGAAAUAUCGCUUGUUUCUGAAGAGGGUCACCGAUGACCCCAUGAAGCCUAAUCAUAUGGGUGAUUCGUCUGAAAGCAGGCGAAAUGCCUCGUACAUGGGCAUGAGUCACCAGGGAGUCCUGCCGUCGUCAGCCCUUUGUCCAUGUGGUUCUCACAAUCUCAAUGCAGCUCCUCCAUCAAUAUUAGGACCUCACGGUCUGUCUAUUCAGCCCAGGAACUGGGCCAUGAGCACAGUUGGCAAUGGUGGCCUCAUGCCUGACACAGGAAGCCGCCACGCUUCGGGUCCUCCUGUCGGCCUGUUCGCAAACACAUCAGAUCAGCCAAUGCAGGAUGCAUUUCCUCGUAUCCAUUUCCGUUCUGGCAAAGCCUACCAUAGCGUCCUGCGUCAGAAACUGAUGGAGGUGAACACAAGCGUGGUGCCUUCCUCCCAUCCUGGCACCUCCUCCGUCGCAGCAGAAAUGCCAAAUGGUGGGCAGUUAGAACCUGCAAACCAGUUCCUAGUGCAACCUCGAGAACAGAUCGGCCAUUUCUCCGGUCCGAUGGGCAUGGCACCUUCUGCGAUGGGCACACAUGGCGACACCCAGCUCCCGUACCUUGCUGGGAACUGUACCAAUCCAUGGCAGAAUAAUGUGGCGCCAUCAAGUUUUGCUGGUUCUAUGGUUGGAGCACCUCUCCUCCCAUCAUCACAGGUGAACGUCAACCUCCCCCAGAUCAACCAGACAAUCUUUGCACCCUCAUCUAGCGAGAUGGCCGUGUUUCAGAAUGAGCAGCAGAAUCAGAUGGCAGGGACCAACAUCAACAACACCACAUCAGUAGAUAUCUACAGUCAGCAGAUGACGCCAUUAUUCAACAUGGCAAGCAACGCAGCCCCAGUGGAGAUGACCAAUGCCAACUUCUCACCGAUGAAUCAGAUGAUGGUCAAUGGGGGAAGCACCAGCUCUCCAUCGCUUAACCUUCAGGCGGGCAACCCUGUCGCGCCGCCGGCUCAGAUGGCUAAUGGUGGUGGAAGCAGCAGCUCCGCAUUGCCUGGCCAUCUGGACAGCUCUGUUGUGCCGCCGGCUCAGAUGGUUAAUGGUGGUGGAAGCAGCAGCUCUUCAUUGCCUAGCCAUCUGGGCAGCUCUGUCGCGCUGCAGACUCAGAUGCUUAAUGGAGGGGAGGGUGCAUCUGGCAUUCUACCUGUGCAAGAUGAUCCAGCUAGGUGGCACGAUUCUGAUCAUCAGCCAACCUACAGCACUUCUAACUUCCUGGAGGAUAUUUUUGCCAGCAUGGCUAGUCAGGAUUUCAAUCCAGAUGCUCUUUGGUGAAGAAUAUUAGUCCCUUUGUUCGCCCCACCUGAGCCAGAGAUGUCUCCGCAUUUUGUGCAGGCCAGAUGCUGAUCAUCAGCCCAUGGUUCUUGCACAUUGUAUCUGCGGAGUUGUGCGAAAAAACACCGAAUUGUAGUAGGUAGUUAGAAGCAGGGUGUGGGCUUCUACUUUACUUCAGAUUUGUUUUAAAUUAGUCCUUGUGUUUGAAGGAUCAUAAAAUAACUUUAUGUUGCCGACAUCGAAGAGGACGUGUGGAAUAAUUGGCUAUACGCAUCGUAGAUGCAGAGUCCCGGUUGUAAUAAGACUUCCAUCUAGAAUGGAAAUAAGUUUAUGUUAUGUCAUAUGGAACCAUUUUCAUGUACU